AUGAAGAGCCAUAUUUCUAAUUCAGCUGUGAGUUUUCUCAUAUUGCUUCUUCUUGCGACCAACUUGGUCGAAAGCUGCAAGCCUAGUGGCCGAAUAAGAGGGAAAAAGCCUCCUCCAGGGGAAUGCAACCAAGAGAAUUACUCUGAUUGCUGCAAAAAAGGCAAAUUCUACAAAACUUACAAGUGCUCACCAAAGGUGACUGGACACACAAAAGCAGUCUUGACACUCAACAGCUUUGAGAAGGGUGGGGAUGGUGCGGCCCCCUCGGAGUGCGACAACCAGUACCACUCCGACAACACCCCGGUGGUGGCUUUGUCGACCGGAUGGUUUAGCAAUACGCAAAGAUGUCUCCAGAACAUCACCAUUUAUGGUAAUGGCCGGAGUGUCAAUGCCAUGGUUGUUGAUGAGUGUGAUUCAACUGCAGGGUGUGAUGCUGAUCAUGAUUAUCAGCCCCCAUGUCCUAAUAACAUCGUUGAUGCUUCUAAAGCUGUUUGGAAGGCUUUGAAAGUGCCAAAGAGUGAUUGGGGUGAACUUGAUAUUUACUGGUCUGAAGCUUAA
Molecule: messenger RNA, 558 nt
Organism: Morus notabilis
Lineage: Eukaryota; Viridiplantae; Streptophyta; Magnoliopsida; Rosales; Moraceae
Product: putative ripening-related protein 2
Exons: 1
Coding region: 1-558 (185 amino acids)
Source: RefSeq, a predicted model, not a curated record